CUUUGCUGCAACUAUUCUGCUUGUUGCGACCAAACAGCUGCAGGUUUUAAGUGCAUCAAACUUCACUCAGACAAGUUGCAGGAGGUGUGAAUAUAAAGAUGUCGGCAGUCUUGGUGGUGCACGGCGGAGCCUGGGCCAUACCCAAUGACCUGGCCCAGGCUUCUGUGGAAGGAGUGAAAGCUGCGGCUUGUGGAGGGUUUGCGGUGCUGAAAGCAGGAGGAAGCGCACUGGAUGCAGUUGAGGCAGCUGUGAUGGGGUUGGAAGAUAACGGUGUGUUCAAUGCAGGACACGGUGCUGCAUUGAAUACUGAUGGAGAAGUGGAGCUGGACUCCAUAAUCAUGGAUGGAAGGACUCUUGGAUGUGGUGCGGUAUCUUCAGUGAAAAACAUCGCCCACCCCGUGUCACUGGCUCGGGCUGUGAUGGAAAAGACUUCCCACGUUAUGCUGACAGACAGGGGAGCAAACCUUUUCGCAGAAAGCAUCGGAGUUGCGACCGUCCCCACCGAGGCACUGGUGACUGAGCUUGAGAGGACGGAGUGGAAGAAGAACAAGACUUACAUGGCUGGAGUGGUGGAGGAUUUCAACGCUCAGUGGGCUCAUGAUACUGUUGGAGCGGUGGCUGUGGACCGUGCUGGGAAUGUUGCCUGUGCAACAUCCACUGGAGGGAUCAGGAAUAAGAUGGUUGGCAGAGUAGGAGACUCUCCAGUCAUUGGUUGUGGAGGAUAUGCCGACAAUCUGAGUGGAGCAGUUUCCUGCACCGGACACGGAGAAUCCAUCCUCAAAGUGACCUUAGCCCGACUCAUUCUUUCUCAUAUCGAACAGGGUAAAUCAGUGGCAGAAGCUUCCCAGCUGGCUCUGCAGUACAUGGGGGAUCGAGUCAAAGGAGCGGGGGGAGCUAUUGUGGUGUCUCCAUCGGGGCAGUGGUCCGCCACGUUCACCACAGAGCGAAUGGCGUGGGCUGCUGUGGAAGACGGCGUGCUGUGGUACGGACUGGAGCCAAAUGAAAGAAAGAAAGAACAGCUGUCUCAAUAAUGUGGGGUUUUUUUGUUUUUUUUUAAUCUCAUGACUUCCUAGUUUCAAUCACUGUAUGAACUAAUACUACAUGGAACUGUAUUAGAAAUAUGUUUUAUACUGAUUCACUAUGAUUUGAGAGGUGGAAGGAAAAGUGCUCACUAACAUAGGUUUAGUCCAAUUUGUGAAGUUUUUUUUUUUUUUUUUUCAUAGAAACAGGCCUUUUGUUUACAUAGAAAAAGUCUUAGACCUUUGAGUUCAGCUCAUGAAAAAUAGGAGCAAAAACAAAAGGUGUUGUAUUUUUAGUUCAGUGUAGUUCCACUUGAAACAUUUUCUUUUAUUUUGAAGUAGUAUAGAUACAUGGAAAAAUACACUUGUAAAACACGUUCAGAUUCAGUCAGUGUAUAUUUAAUGUGUUUUCAUUUGAAAUUUCAUCAUGAAAUAGAAUUUAGCUGCUUUAUCUCUGACCACAUGAAAGUAGAUUAUAUAUGAAUUAAAUAUGUACUUUGCUGGAAAUAACAUGAAAGUAGAUUCACUACAUGAAAGUGGAUUAUAUAUGAAUGAAAUAUUUACUUACAGUAAUAAAACUGUCAAUUUACACUAAUAUUCAAAGUCGUUGCUGAUUGUGAAACUUACAGCACCAAUAAAUUCA
Salarias fasciatus (jewelled blenny) is the source of this 1662-nucleotide messenger RNA. Its product is annotated as isoaspartyl peptidase/L-asparaginase. The record is from RefSeq and is a predicted model, not a curated record. The transcript is spliced from 7 exons. NCBI's taxonomy places the organism in Eukaryota, Metazoa, Chordata, Actinopteri, Blenniiformes, Blenniidae. Gene Ontology annotation, molecular function: asparaginase activity. Bases 99 to 1031 code for a protein of 310 amino acids. Gene Ontology annotation, cellular component: cytoplasm.